AACAACUGGAGUCUUGUCCGAGAAAAAGAGGUAUUCAUAGACAGUGGUAUUAAUCCAUAAAAUAAUCCGGCGAAGUAUCGCAAGUAUUUGGCAGUGGGUUUACAAAUAAAACCCGUGAGGCUCUCCGUCUUCUUGAUUUGUUUCUCCUCCCUCCUCCUUCCCUAUUAGCGAGAAAGAGAAAGAGAAAGAGGCGAGGAUUACGACGGCGAUGGAUCCCGACGCUGUAGCCAAGGCUUUUGUGGAACACUAUUAUUCAACAUUUGAUGCAAAUCGUGCCGGUCUUGCGAACUUGUAUCAGGAGGGUUCGAUGCUCUCCUUCGAGGGUCAGAAGAUCCAAGGUUCUCAGAACAUCGUUGCUAAGCUCACCAGUCUCCCUUUUCAGCAGUGCCAGCAUAGUAUCAGCACCGUCGAUUGUCAGCCUUCCGGUCCCGCCGGCGGCAUGCUCGUCUUCGUCAGCGGCAACCUUCAACUAGCUGGGGAACAGCACGCCCUGAAGUUCAGCCAGAUGUUUCAUUUGAUGCCAACCCCGCAAGGAAGCUUCUAUGUGCUGAAUGACAUUUUCCGGUUGAAUUAUGCAUGAGUAUAGAAAUAAUCAACUGGGAACUCAACAAGGGUAGGGACUAUAUUUGAUUGGAAAUCUGGGACAAAAAGUGAGUUUGCUUAAUUCUGUUAGCACUUGGACCAUUUCAAACGAAAUGUAUGAAAUGUUUGUUCUUUUUACCCUUUGGGUGGUUUGCGUGUGUUCUCAAUAUUCUGACUUUGGAAGCACCAGACUCUAUUGUUGUGAUUGGAUGAAUUGGUGAAAGAUGCUAAUUGGAUACAUGUGUUAAAUCUUGAAGAAUGGAAUAGGCUUUUGAGAUUAGAAGGCUUGAAAUACUUCUGUUGUAUUGUAUUUGAAAUAUUUGAGGAGGUAGCGUUUUUGUUGUGUACUGGGUCUGGGUGGGGGUGCUUGGGCUUGGAACCUUUUGAGUUUAUAUCAAAGGAAAAACAUCGACACGAGAAAUUUCGGGUAAUGGUACAUUUUGGGAACCUGGUUUUGAUA
Messenger RNA from Macadamia integrifolia, 1042 nucleotides. Its product is annotated as nuclear transport factor 2B-like. Gene Ontology annotation, cellular component: nuclear pore central transport channel. The record is from RefSeq and is a predicted model, not a curated record. Bases 209 to 580 code for a protein of 123 amino acids. Gene Ontology annotation, biological process: nucleocytoplasmic transport. The transcript has 2 exons. Lineage: Eukaryota; Viridiplantae; Streptophyta; Magnoliopsida; Proteales; Proteaceae.